CUGACACACACCGAGUCGCUCGGCCGCUUCGUUUACUACGAGAUCGUUUUUUGUGGCGAGUGGCUUGUUUGGGAUUUCCAGAUAACGCGCUGGAUUCGGCGUUUUCGGGUUUUAUUCAAGUCGGCUACCCAGAAUAGCUGCUCCUAAGCAUCUGCCCAACCUUAGGAGUUGGUGCAUAAAUUUUAGAUUUAGCUAUGGCUAACCCUAAGAGUCUUGUGGAUAUAAAUGAAGGAACUACUGUAAGUAAUUCUUCACCACAGUCUCCUCCUGGCUCUGCCCUGCUUGAAAUCCCCAUAACAUUGGACUUUGAUCCCAUGAGCUUUCAGUUUAAAGAAGAUUCCCCACUAACCUCUCCUGAUAGUCCUGAUUUUGGUGAAAUGCCAAGCCCCACCCAAAAUCCAGAUGUUGUUGACUUUUUUGAUCCCUUUUGUCCAGUCAAAGAAGAAAGCCCUACAGAUUAUUACCCAAAUGUUAUGCUAGGACAAGUAGAUAUAAAUGAGCCUGUUUUAGACCCUUUGUCUGAACAGCAGUUCUCAAGUGGUUUUUCAAAUUAUGAGAUUCAGGAAGAUAUUCUUAGUGAGUCAUGUCAGGAAGUUGUAUCAGAAGUUACUACUACAUCAGUGAGUAUUGCUGAAAACGUUGAUGAGGACAAUGAUCUACCUGAGUCUACAUUUGAUGCGGAUGAAUCUGAUGCAAUCAGUAGACCUGAACUGGACUUAUUAAGUGAAUCGGAAAAUAUAUGUAAUCAAUCCAAGCCAGUUACUGAUUUAUCUGAUGAUGCAUUAAGUAGACCAGAUGAAUUGCUUCUAGAUUUUGGUCCUAGUUCAGAAUGUUCAGCUGUAACAAGCCCUAAGUCAGAAAUAUCAGCUGAUGUUGAACUAUUAACUGAAUUGGAGCAAAGUGAAGAAGCUGUCGCCUCCCCUGAUUUUGAGCAAGUGUUUGAUGAUAACCAGCAUGAUUUAAUCUCUCAGCAUGAGCAAUAUCAAAUAUCUGAGGAUGAUGUUUCUCGAAAAAGUCGCACAAGUUCAUCAUCAUCGUCACAUACCUCAAGGAGUGAACGGACUGAAAGGAGAACAUACAAGUCUUCGGAAUCUUCAAAUAUUAUUGAAGAUAAAAAAUUAUCUAACUCAGUUUCUAUCAAGAAAGAAAAUGAAAUUCAAAAGAAAGAAAUAAUUAGUAAGAAAUCUCCUGUAAAAACAGAAACAAAUGGAUUCUCAUCUCAUAAUGGUAUUGAAAAUUCUGUUAGUUUGAAGAACAGCAUCAACUCUGAACAUGGAAAAAUAAGUUAUGAAGAUAAAUCUGAUGGUUUAGCAUCUGUAACAGAUCUGAUGUCCACGUAUGUCUCUUUAACUGCCCAAGAAAGUCAUCCUUUAACAGCCAAAGAAAUAAUCUCUACAGGAAUUGAUAUAAAAUCUUUGAAAAUGAAUUAUGCUCAGCAUGGCGAAGAAUUUAGAGGCACAUCACCUGAAAGAGAAAUUAUAAGUACUGGGAUAGAUGUCAGAGCCCUUAAAUCAAGCUUCAUUCUACCGAAAGGAGAGUUCAAGUAUAAGGACUAUGAAAUUAUACAGACUGGCAUUUCGGUCAAAAUAUUGAAAUCGAGCUUUACCAAGAGUAGUGAAGAUUCUCUACAGAAUUCCUUUCAAGAAGAAGUCAAACCAUCAGUUGAUAGAGUAAAAGUUCAACGCACAUUUAGUCAGAGUGCCCAAGAUGAUCUUUGUUUAUGCAAGAUUUGUGAAAAGCAUGUUUAUCAAAUGGAGAAAUUAAAAGCAGAGAAGAGUGUUUUUCAUAAGAACUGCUUUCGUUGUAAAGAAUGCAAUAAACUUCUGACAGUGGAUUCUUAUUCAUCUAAUGAAGGGGAUAUUUACUGCAAACCACAUUUCCGAAAACUUUUUCAACCAAAAGCAAGAUUUGAUGGAGAAGAUGGUGCCCCAAAUGAAUAUCAAAAUGAUGAAGGGAAGCAAAGACGCAAUGAAAUGAUUAUUCGAGAAAAUGUUCCAGCUGAAUUGCCACCCGACGUUGUGAGAGCUGAUUCGAAACCCGAUCACGGCCUGGAGAAUAUUCCUGUGAAUUUGAGUAGCAUCAAGUCCAAAUUUGAAACAUAUCGUGAAGAGCAUCACCUCCCAUCAACAACUGAUGUCUGCACAUUGCAAAGGUCUGCCAGUGUCAUGGCAAGAUUAGCAAAGUAUCAGUCUGCUGUAUCUGGAGGAGAAAAUGAAAAUGGAGAAGUAUCAGAAUCUGAAGAUGAAGAAGAGUGUAGUGAGGAUCCAACAGUGAUUAAACAUAGUAAACAUAAGGAAAAGGUUGUGUUUAGUGGCAUGUCAUCAUUAAAAUCUCAGUGGGAAACUGGUUCUGUUGCUGCUACUAAGGAAGAGCGUAUUGAGGAGAAAAAAGAGGAAUUGAAUAAGCUAAGACAACGUAUGUGUCUUGGUCGAUCAGAAUCCAUGAAAGCAGUUUAUGAGAAAGCUUGUCAAGAUACAUCAAAAGUAACUGCAGGCCGUACAGAUCCAGUGGAUUUAGGCCGAGAAGUAAAGGCUACUAGAAUUAAGGAGAAGUUUGAGAAAGGAGAACUUGUCAGUGAAGUGGAGGAAGAAAAUCUUGAAAAAUUUCGCAAAGAAAAAGAAGAGGAUCUUAGUGUUUUUACUGAGCCAGGUAUUGCAAAUGAUGCUAAGAAGCUAUUUAAACAAAUUGACGCUACUGUAAAAACAGCCCCUGUUACGAUAAGAUCUCCUAAUAAAUCUCCUGUUAGUGAACGUCAUUUGAGCUUUCAUUCUCCAAAUAAAGAUGUUGAUGUUAUAAAAUGUAGUGAACCUACUGAAAAAGAAGAAAUUCAUGUUGAUACCACAGAUGUUACACAGCGGUUUAAAUUUUUUGAGAAUUAUUCUGACUCUCCAAAAGAAAGGAAGCGUUUUCAAAUUACACCUCCUAGGGAACCAGUUAAAGAAGAUAGUCCUGAAAGACAACCACCACAUGAUCCUAAUGUUGUUCGGUCUGUUGAUGUAGUAGAUGAUAUACCCUCAACAGAUACUGCACGUAGAAUGCUAGAUAAAUUCAAACAGCUGGAAAAAGAAGCUCCUUCCGUUCCAUCGGGACCAAAGCCAUUGAAACGAAUUACCCCGCCUCGUGAAUAUACCAAAGUAGAUGAAAGUCAUGAUUCAUCUCCUGAACCUGAAAGAGAUCCAAGCAUUAUCCGAUCAAGUUACAGAGUGGAUGAUGAUAUUGUUGUAGAGGCAGAUAAAGCUAAAAGUUUAAGAGCUAAAUUUGAAAAUUGGGAUACUGAAUUAAGGGAAAACAGAAGAAACGAAGAAGAAGAAGAAGAAGACUUCCUUCCUCAAGUUGAUACUACAAAAACUCUAAGGGCAAAGUUUGAAGCUAUUAAAGAAGAUACUUUAAAGCCCAUUGAAAAACCAAAGCCAAAAGUGAAUAGAUUUAUUUAAAUGCCAAGAAUUUCUGUAAAUCUGAAUGAAGUGCUACUGAAAGCGAUCCAUGGAGCAUAAGUGUUGCUCAGUCAUCCAUCUAUUGACUGAACUCUUGCUGUUUAUUGAUGAAUGCUGCCUUGCUUAUAUAUCAAGGUUUACUCUGAAGCAGGCAAAUGCAUUCCUCUUCCAUGCCAUCUGCCAUGAUGUAAUCCAUCAAGAUAAACUGUUGAUUCUUUUUGUUCAAGUUCCUUCAUUAGGACUUAUUCUGACACAUGCUUCAAGUAUAAUUCCGAUGCAUCUGUAGCAAGCAUUCAAAAGAGCUAAUUUCGACAAAACGUUUUCUUUAAUUGUGCCAAAAUGUGUUGGAGUAGAGCUGUAUUAAUUCAUUCUUUUAAAACUUUCUCAGAUGGACUUACUUUCCAAAAAGAAAAAUUUUCAAUCAAUUUUAGCUUUUUCAGUGAAGUAAUAAAAGUACACAAAAAUGCAUAUGUACAAAUAAUAAUAUUUUUUUCUGUUUAUGAUUUUAAAAAGUUAAUUCUUCUUUUAAAAACAAAAAGAAAAAAAGCUUUAUUUUUUUGUUCGUAUUAUGUGCUGUUAUAAUUUACAUGCUCGAAUCCUGAGGAUAAUCUUUAUAUGUUGUGGAGAAAUAAUGAAUUGUACUGAAAUGUGAGGUUUGCAUUGAUGUGCUGAAUUUUUGAAACAUAUAUAGUGUUUCAUAAUCAACUCUUACACAUUUUUUGGCCUUUUUAAAUUUUCUAUUUCAGGAAAAUAUUUUGUGUUAAUGAAAUAAACUGUUAGUAGCAAUUUAAGAUACUGAUGUUUGAUUUGUAUAAUUUUUGUACACCUGGCAAAAAAAAAUAAAAUUUUUGAAAAAAAAAAAAA
Messenger RNA from Uloborus diversus, 4298 nucleotides. Its product is annotated as F-actin-monooxygenase MICAL3-like. The coding region runs from base 195 to 3434 and encodes 1079 amino acids. Gene Ontology annotation, biological process: actin filament bundle assembly. The transcript has 18 exons. Gene Ontology annotation, cellular component: actin cytoskeleton; plasma membrane. NCBI's taxonomy places the organism in Eukaryota, Metazoa, Arthropoda, Arachnida, Araneae, Uloboridae. The record is from RefSeq and is a predicted model, not a curated record. Gene Ontology annotation, molecular function: actin filament binding.